Molecule: messenger RNA, 803 nt
Organism: Sphaerulina musiva SO2202
Lineage: Eukaryota; Fungi; Ascomycota; Dothideomycetes; Mycosphaerellales; Mycosphaerellaceae
Product: DUF1242-domain-containing protein
Exons: 3
Coding region: 90-308 (72 amino acids)
Biological process (GO): intracellular transport; protein secretion
Source: RefSeq, a predicted model, not a curated record
CACAGACUGUCGAAGACAUUCCAACAUCACCGGACUCCAAGAGACUUAUAUUCUGCCGACACCAUCACCAAGAAUAGCCCACUACCGCAAUGCUCGGUAUCCUCAGGUUCCAGACCUUCCUCCUGGUCGUGCUCCUAUUCAUCUGCACCUGCACAUAUAUCCACGGCGUCUUCCCAGCCUGGCUAGAUCGCAACAAGACCGGUCCUCUUGGCACUUUCUGGCGCGCAGCUCGCAUAGGCGAAAGGCUCAGUCCAUAUGUGAGCUUAUGCUGUGCUGCAAUGGCCGUCAGCAUUUUGAUCGGCGCAUGAAGGACUUCCAGAUAGAAUUUUGAGGUUUAGCGAAGGCGUUGGGAGUUCAAGGAGGGUGGAUGGUCACGAUGUUGCGGACAUCGAAAUGACUUGUGUCGCAUGGAACAGCGACAUCGCGCAGAUCAUGUUGCUGUAGGAGGGGAUGGCAGAACAAGCUUCCUCUACCUAACGCAGCGCAUAUCCAUCUCGUGACCAAGCUUCCGUUCAGUACCUCGUCAUCAGGCUCGCGGACACCAUUCCAAUCAACAAUGGUUAUCUUGCUGCAGCUUUGCCUCUGGCUCUGGGAGACGAUUCUUCGGGCCACUCGCUUGUAUCUCAGCACAAGGCGCGAACACAAGACAAAACCGCUUCAAAGCCGGUCAAAAUACCAGAAACAGCAGCUACAGCCAAUAUAUCACAUACAGCAUUCUGCCACCGCUGAUUUUUAGAGGCGCAGGGAUCGAUAUAGGCAUGAUAGACGACUACGAGAUCGAAAUGCAUUCCUCCUGGUCUGAU